UUGUGGGUCUCUUUCCCAGCGAAAAUUCAACAUGGGUCGUGUCAGGACAAAGACCGUGAAAAAGGCCGCCCGGGUCAUCAUUGAAAAAUACUACACCCGUCUAGGCAAUGACUUCCACACCAACAAGAGAGUGUGUGAGGAGAUCGCCAUCAUCCCAAGCAAGCCUCUUCGUAACAAGAUUGCUGGGUAUGUCACCCAUCUGAUGAAACGCAUCCAGAGGGGUCCUGUCAGAGGCAUUUCCAUCAAGCUUCAGGAGGAGGAGAGAGAGAGGAGGGACAACUAUGUCCCAGAGGUGUCUGCUUUGGACCAGGAGAUCAUUGAAGUGGAUCCUGAUACCAAGGAGAUGUUGAAGAUGCUGGACUUCGGCAGCCUCUCCAAUCUACAGGUGACCCAGCCCACUGUUGGAAUGAAUUUCAAGACACCCAGAGGCAUCUAGAUAUUCAGUUCCGUAUAAAAAAUAAAGAAUGAAAAAGA
Molecule: messenger RNA, 474 nt
Organism: Chanos chanos (milkfish)
Lineage: Eukaryota; Metazoa; Chordata; Actinopteri; Gonorynchiformes; Chanidae
Gene: rps17
Product: ribosomal protein S17
Exons: 5
Coding region: 32-436 (134 amino acids)
Biological process (GO): translation
Cellular component (GO): ribosome
Molecular function (GO): structural constituent of ribosome
Source: RefSeq, a predicted model, not a curated record